AUGCUGGCGGCUACCCUCUCCCGCUCCGUUGUCUCUCGGCGCAUAGCCACGCAUUCUGCACGAUGCUUGGCUUCCAAGACAUCGCCGCCGAAGUCGCCAGCGAAAGACACACUCCCACCGCCCCCAGCACCUACGGGACCCUCUACGCCGUCCUCUUCUUCGGUGCCUAGCCUGGAUUUCUCCCCUUUGGUGGAGGAGGAUGAAGGCCCUCGUGAGCGGACGGGAGCUCGAUCUUCCAAGAACUCGCUAUCGAGUAUUGAGCGGAGAAGGCGUAUGCUCGCCCGAGGAGCGUUUGCAGUCUUCCUCGUCGGAGCCGGAGUGCAGACCUGGCUCAUGGGCAGGGAGUGGGAAGAAUGGGAGUUGAAGGAGAAGAGGAUGAAAAUCGAGGAUGCGCCUUCCACUCGUUGGGGACGGACGAGGGCCCGGAUCACUAGCAUGUUCGACUUCUUUACAGAACCCCUUUGGCCCGAGCUUUUGCCUGGUCCGCAUCCUUCUAUCCCCCAAAAACCGUACACCCUGCUAGUGUCGAUCGAUGACCUACUUGUGACGUCGACAUGGGAUCGCCAACACGGCUGGCGGACAGCAAAGCGACCGGGAGUGGAUUAUUUCAUCGCCUAUCUGUCGCAAUUUUACGAAGUCGUGAUCUUUACCACUCAGUAUAAUUAUACAGCAGCACCUAUUGUAGACAAACUAGACCCCUACCAGUUCUUCAUCUCCUACAGGCUAUAUCGCGACGCAUGUCGGUCCGUGCAAGGAGAGCCUGUCAAGGACCUGUCAUAUCUCAACCGAGACUUGUCCAAGGUCGUAGUCCUUGAUGCGCAUGCCGAGCACGUAUCCGCGCAGCCGGAGAACGCGAUCAUCAUGCCCAAGUGGACGGGCGACCCGAAGGACAGGGGCCUCAUCGCGAUGAUUCCCUUCCUCGAAUCAAUAGGAAUCUUCCAUCCGCCCGAUGUCCGGCCGAUCUUGGAGGCGUACCACGGGAAGGACAUCCCUAUCGAGUACGCCAAGAAGGAGGCCGAGAUGAAGCAGAAGCACGUCGAGGAAUGGCAGAGCGGCCGUAAGGGUCUUUCCACGAAUUCCUUUACGCUGAGCAGCUUGUUCGGCGGCGGCGGACAGUCCUCGCCAAUCCCACCGACGUACCUCGAGCAGAAGCGACGCGAAGCGCAGUUGCAGUACCAGGAGGAGAUGGCGUACAUCCGCGCGAACAAGGACAACUUCGAGCGGAUGCUCAAGGAGGAGCAGGAGGCGAUGGAGCGAGAGAUGCGUGGGGGUACGGUCUGGAGUGCGAUGCAGGCUAUGGUCACUGGCGCGCCGCCACCGAAGGACCCGCCUGCACCGGGCUCUGCGAGUGCCCCCGUGGCCGCUGGCGCGACUCCACCUGCUCAGCCGAGUACUGCGUAAGGCAUUCAUGUCGGACAUCAUCCCCAUUCUACACGGUGUCAAUACACAACUCAUUGAACAUCACAUGGCAGUCCUGAUAAGGGACUAUCCGGCGGGGGUCGUCAUGACUCGACAAAUCUAUAUGAGGUCCAAGGACCAGCGGAGCCAUUGGCAUAAGUCGCUGCCAAUCGUCAACGACCGACCAUCGACAAGCUGUUACAAGAUCGUCAGACGUGCUCGUGGACUAGUAUGUGAGCAAUCUCACGCGGAUAUUUGCAGACUGGUAGAUGUUUCCGCUGCCGGGACCUUGGGCCACCAUACUUCCUGGCGGAAUAUCCCCGGGCGGCCCGCCUCGUCUACGGAGUAUGUGAUGAUCGCACACAUCCG
Molecule: messenger RNA, 1767 nt
Organism: Fomitopsis serialis
Lineage: Eukaryota; Fungi; Basidiomycota; Agaricomycetes; Polyporales; Fomitopsidaceae
Product: HAD-like domain-containing protein
Exons: 8
Coding region: 1-1401 (466 amino acids)
Molecular function (GO): phosphoprotein phosphatase activity
Source: RefSeq, a predicted model, not a curated record